Tachysurus vachellii is the source of this 3507-nucleotide messenger RNA. RefSeq names its product low density lipoprotein receptor-related protein 11 (gene lrp11). Lineage: Eukaryota; Metazoa; Chordata; Actinopteri; Siluriformes; Bagridae. Bases 194 to 1837 code for a protein of 547 amino acids. Gene Ontology annotation, molecular function: serine-type endopeptidase inhibitor activity; protein binding. The transcript is spliced from 9 exons. The record is from RefSeq and is a predicted model, not a curated record.
ACUCGUGAUUCUUUCAUCACUGGCAUCUCUGUCGAAGACAAAAGCGACGCACCUGCGAGCUGGAUGGAGACGGACAUGUCGAUUUAUUUAUUCUAAUCAUGCUGAUCUGUGACUUGAUAAGGAUUACGACAGUGAUUAUUUUCUCGCUCGGGAAGUAAACAAAAGGGAUUUGAAUAGACUAUUUAUCACGAAUAUGAUGCUCUGCGCUCUCCUCCAUCACCAGCUAGGCUUUUUGUUUUUCUUCCUCGUCAGCGCAGUAGUAACUCGCUCCUCUCAGAUUUCCGACCUUAAGUCCAAGCUGUCCGGUGUGGAGGAGCUGCUGGAGGAGUUCCGUAAGCAGCUGCAGCAGGAUGACUCGUAUCAGGGCGCUGAGGACACCAGUGAUGAGUGUGUGAGUGACUUUGACGCGGCGGAGGAGCGCAUCAUCCGCGCCAUGGCCUCCAUCGAGCGCGGCGCCACCUUCCUGUCGGCACCGGGCCGCGUUUACAGCCGCCGUGACUGCGUGCGUGCCUGCUGUGCCGAACCGCGCUGUACCACGUCCAUUGUCCAAGAGCAGCCGCAGCAGCCGGACAGCGGCGCCGGUUUGCGCUGCUACUUGUUCAACUGCACGUACGGCGGCGCAAACGUCUGCGCCUUCUCGUUUCAGCGGGGCUUCAGCACGUUCAGUCGUGUAGCGCGCAACGUCAGCGCGUCCAGAGAGCGUCACCGGAGGCCUGUGGAGGAAGAUGAAGAUGGUGACUCGUCGAUGCGAGAGCUGGACGAACCCCCACGCAGCGAUGCUGGAAUGGACGUAGUGAUCCAGCUGCCUACAGACUGGGCCAUACUGGAUGGAAGGGACAGCAUGGAUGACCACGGGGUUGUACGUUACGAGUGGGCUCUCGUCAAAGGAGAUCCAUCAGUUAAUAUGAAGGUUACCCACCCGGGUCUGCUGAAGCUGAGCGGGCUCAGAGAAGGCGUCUACACUUUCCAGAUGACUGUCACAGAUACAAUAGGACAGAGGAGUUCAGAUAAUGUCUCCGUCACUGUGCUGGCACCCAAACACCACGCAGAAGUAUGUACUCAUCGUUGCUCGCAUUACCAGUUCAUGUGUGAUGACGGCUGCUGUAUCGACAUUAGCUAUGCCUGUGAUGGCAAACAGCACUGUCCUGAUCGCUCGGAUGAAGACUUCUGCCGCAACUUCGACGGAGGCCGCAAGACGGUGACUCACACAGCCAGCGCUCCGUCUCAGAACGGAGGAGCCAGAGAAGCAGAGGGCCGAGCUAUGAUUCCUUCAUCACCAGACAAUCCUGAAACCCCCACAGAGCCCAAACAGCAAAAACAACCUACAGUUGAUCAAGAUCCCUGCACGAUGCCCCCUGUGGUCGGUCCAUGUAAAGGGGUUUUCCCACGCUGGUAUUAUGACCCCACAGCCGGAGAGUGUAAACACUUCUUGUACAGCGGCUGCAAAGGGAAUCACAACAACUUUUUGCAGCAGGCUGACUGUGCAAACGAGUGCAUCCAUAAACCCGUUCCAGGUGAUCGGCAGGCCACUGCAGCACCUCUUCCCACCACACACACGAACACAGCUGCCAGGUCCGAAAGUGCCGAAGCCAAAUCCAAGACUUCUACAUCAUUAUCCCAGAAUGCUCAGCCAGUAACUAAAGCUCAUUCAGAACUGAGUGGACACUCGCCGCCAGAGUCAGGUGUGAUCCUGGCUCUGGUUGUCGGGGUGAUCGUUAGCGCUCUGCUCCUGCUCAUGGUGGGCUGCAGGCUGCGUGUUCGACGUCACAGGAGGAAGAAAGCUUUGCCGCUCACCACAGAGGAAUCCGAUUACCUCAUCAACGGCAUGUACCUGUAGUGCAGCGUCGUACACACACACACACACACACACACACACACACGCACACACAAAUGUAUCUUUGGAAAGGAGAACCAUGGAUAUAAUUUAAAAAGAUUUAAAAUAAUGUAGAAUAUCAGCUGCUACACUGAAUCUGAAUACAUCAUCUAAAACUUCUGAUUAGGAAGCAGUUCCGCUUGUUUUGAUAUUCAGUGUCUUACCUUCGCUUGAUGAGGUGUGUGUGUAUGUCUAAAUAAUGAGUUCUAGCAGGAAUGUCUUCAAAGGGAAAAAAAAAUAACAAGGAUGUUAAUAUGAAAAAAUAGUAGAAACUCCUGCAGCUGUCAAGAACAGGAGUCUGAAACGGCACAGCUGAAGUCUAGCCAAUGUUUUCCAGAAAUGUUCUGGUUUCACUGUAGCAUCAGAUUCCUGCUCUUCUCAAGCAGGAGUGUGGUCUUCUGCUAUUGUAAUCCAUCUGCCUCCAUGUUGUGCGUUCUGAGAUGCUUUUCUUCUCACUACGGCUGUAAAGAGCGGUUAUUUGAGUGAACGUAGCCUUCAGGCGGAGCCAGUCACUGGCCGUUCUUCUCGCACCUCUCUGAUCGACAAGCUUUUUCCAUCUUCCAAUAGAAUUGAUGCUCACUGGAUGUUUUUUUUUGCCAGUUUGUGUAAUCUCUAGAAAGUUUUGUGUGAGAAAACUGCAGAUCAGCAGAAACCGUUCAAGUGGCCAAAAGCCGUUCCUACUGUAGAGAAGUAGAGCAAUAGAGGCCUGUGUUUCAAAUUGAAAUAAUGAUCUUAAUUAAUUGUGUAUCAAAAUGAAAAUUCUUGACUAAAUUCAACAACCAAUAAAUUCCUUUAUUAUUAUUAUUAUUAUUAGUAGUAGUAGUAGUAGUAGUAGUAGUAGUAGUCCUACUACUACUAAUAAUAAUAAUAACAAAAAAAAAUUCAAGGUAAAUAAACUUUAACAUAUUAUUACUGAAAAAUUAUUCAUUUUAAUAAGAUUCCAUAAAACCCAUAAAUAAAUAAAAAUAUAUAAAAUAAAACCUUUUACAGAAGGUUUAUUUGUCAGAAGGUUAUUUAUUUAUUUUUUGGUUUGUUUGUUUUAAAAUACUUUUUUUUUGUCAAAUUUCUCUUUCCAAAAGUGUAAAAAGUCUCAAUUCAUUUUGCCGUUUUACGACAAAAAAAAUCAGAAGCUGAAAUCUCUUUUCAUCCUUAAAAUCGAAAGGUUUUGAAUUACGAAUGAAUAAAUGUAAUUAUUAACUAAUAACCAGACUAUUUAUUGAAAACAUUUUGUCAUUUAUUUUUCUUGUCAUUUUGUGGUUUGGGUUUCACUGUUAUUAUUUUAGAAUCUAUCUCCUAUAGUGAAAUGCUGUUUUAUCUGUACAUUUAUAAUGCUAAGUAAACUGUCAUGGAUCUACAGCACGCGGGAAAUAGUUAUUUAGACACCCUUGUUUUUGUUAUUUAGUGUAUGUCUAUUGCACACAUGAUUAGCCGUUUCUGUGGUUCUUUGUGGUUCUUUUUCCAUUGUAGUGUUGUUUAAUAAUGAACCUUCACAAGCUCUACUUUUUUUUAUAUAUUUUUUUUUAAACAGCUUUCUUUAUGCUGUCCAAAAGACUUGUAAUUUCAAAGUGAAUAUACUGUAUGCAAUGGAAGUAUAUCAAAUAAUAAAAAUUAAGAGAUUAAUGCUGACUCCAGAA